This is a messenger RNA of Saccostrea cuccullata (small rock oyster), 405 nucleotides long. RefSeq names its product turripeptide Ici9.1-like. Lineage: Eukaryota; Metazoa; Mollusca; Bivalvia; Ostreida; Ostreidae. Gene Ontology annotation, molecular function: protein binding. The transcript has 3 exons. The record is from RefSeq and is a predicted model, not a curated record. Bases 84 to 314 code for a protein of 76 amino acids. Gene Ontology annotation, biological process: multicellular organism development; cell differentiation.
UGAUCUCGUUAGAUGUUACCUUGCUUUUAACUUCCACUAAUCCACCAUCUCCACGAAGCGAAGACUUGGAUCCCUUCGACAUCAUGGAAUCGGCCCUGUUCGGGGCUGGUCAACUCAUUGAAGUUUAUUUUGACUGUGCGGAACGGGCGUCGUCCAACUGCCUAAUGGCUUGUCCAAUGAUCUGGAUGCCCCUCUGUGGAUCAGACGGACACACCUACAGCAACCAGUGUGAACUCACAGUCCAGAAUUGUCUCCAAAAAUCAAACGUAUUGAAAAUCCACGAGGGGCCGUGUGACCUGAAUACUCUCGGGUAAAAAGCAUCACAAGAUUGAUGUAAUGUUCAUAGUAUUUGAUGUACACCAUAAAGAAAAUCAUCAAAUUAAAAUAAACUGUUGUCGAAUUUUU